Mycena indigotica is the source of this 1875-nucleotide messenger RNA. Its product is annotated as SH3 and PX-domain-containing 3. Bases 127 to 1875 code for a protein of 582 amino acids. The record is from RefSeq and is a predicted model, not a curated record. NCBI's taxonomy places the organism in Eukaryota, Fungi, Basidiomycota, Agaricomycetes, Agaricales, Mycenaceae. The transcript is spliced from 6 exons.
CUCUACUUCAAGCUUCUUCAACGAUGGUUUCAACACAAGACAAACGCAAGAACCCUGGGGCCUGAAGCAAAUGCGCGAAACAAUUUCUACGACUGUCAGUCAACUGAGCCGAAUACCUUGGAAACUAUGCAAUAUCAAUUGCGGGAGGCGAUCAGGGCUUUGCCCUGCUUUGCGGAACAAUUGCCAUUUUCGGGCAAGGUGUUCUUGAAAAAAAACAACGUAAUAAGCCUGAGCACCGCCUGGGGUGGAAGAAUAGAUCGACAAAAAACUGUCUUCCUCUCAACUCUGAUGUGGAAUCGCUCCUACCCGACUAGGACGACCCGGAUUAUCGCCGUUCUCUUCACUGGAACCCUCAUACUGGGGUGGACACUCUACCCCACCGAAAGCUCCAUAUAUUCUCCCGAACUUCCCGCCCCAGAACCUUUGCCUUCAGCGUCAGUGCUUACCGCAGACGAGGCCGUUCGAAUAUUAGGCCACCCGACCUUCGGGGAUGUUUGGAACUACGAACGAGCGUUGCCACAGCAUGUCAAGCCCAGCCGCAUAGUAGCGAGCACGAAGGAAAAGGGACCGAGGUAUCUUCGAAUACCCCACUCGUCUUGGGGAACGGGCUGGAAUAAUGUUUUCCAGGAACAACUUUUCAAUGCCCACCUCGCACAUAUGAGCGAUAGAGCUUAUGUGUUCCCUGAAUAUAUCCCCCGCGACCACCCACCAUAUCCUGACACCCUUCCCAAUGGAACGCGGCAUAUGCUUCACAUUCCAAUGAAUACUUUUGUGGCGGGUCCCAUUGGCGGGGGGCCAUUUGCCGAUAACCCUGUGGACGACAAAUUGACAAGGCGGUCAAUUUCGGAGGCAUGGUGGGAUGUCGUCUGCCCUAGAGAGCGAGUCAAAGUCCUCAACGUGUUUGAAGUUCACGGUAGUUUCGGAUACGAUGCGAUCGCGGUCGAGGGCGCGGAGAUUUUGACCAGGUGGUCAAAGAAAUUGAGCGAAAUGGACGACAUGUGCGUGAGCGUAGAGGAGUACUCGAUAUUCCAUUAUGUAUUCAUGGGCGGUCAGUGGGUCACCAGCGCCUGGCCAUCAUAUGGUGCUUCACCGGUUCUUCGCUAUUUCGCUUGGUCUCCACUCGUGACAGCCACACUGUUUCGUAACUUCCAUGCAAUCGCCCCCCACCAAUCAGCGCCUCCCAUAUAUCUGGCUCCUCUCCGCGAGCUGUCGUCUGCCACUGAUGUCAACCCUUUCGAAUACUUCUCUCCGCUACCUGCCUCUUCACUGAAGACACCCAUACCCGGCCUAUUAGGCAUCCAUGUCAGACGUGGCGAUUAUGAAGGCCAUUGCGGCUUCUUGGCCGCCAUCGACUGCCCAUACAAUUCCUGGAAUAACCUGGGAACGCCUGGCCUUAUCGCCAAUGCCAGUCUUGCUGCCCAGCGUUGGCUCGGUUUCGGCGGCAAUGUUGACGAUACGACGGUAUGGCCACGUUUAAACGACCAUUUGGAUAUUCCAGAAGGCAUGACACGCAAGGAAGCUAUCGUCUACCACUGUCUACCUGACGUCAAGCGGAUCGUCCACAAAGCUGCAACAGUCCGAGCGCAGUCGGAGACAAAGAGACUGAAGACGUUGUUCAUUGCUACCAACGGUAACAAGGAAUGGGUCGCAGAGUUGGUACAGGCACUGCGUGCCGAUGGAUGGGAGCACGUUGCAACAUCACUCGACCUUGAAUUGGGAGUUGAGGCGUACGCUGUCAGCCAUGCCGUAGAUAUGGGCAUAUUAACUGCGUUAUCGGAAGAGUUCAUCGGUGUUGGGUUUUCGUCUCUGUCCAGUAAUGUUGCUCAGAUACGCCUUGGCGCUGGCGCUAAUCCGAAAACAAUACAUUUUUGGUGA